Astyanax mexicanus (Mexican tetra) is the source of this 1361-nucleotide messenger RNA. RefSeq names its product GTPase IMAP family member 9-like. Gene Ontology annotation, molecular function: GTP binding. Bases 111 to 1235 code for a protein of 374 amino acids. The transcript is spliced from 2 exons. The record is from RefSeq and is a predicted model, not a curated record. NCBI's taxonomy places the organism in Eukaryota, Metazoa, Chordata, Actinopteri, Characiformes, Acestrorhamphidae.
UAUGCUUUGACUGUUUGUUUUUCUUAUGUACCUUCCUUUUUUGUGUUCCUCAUCAUUCUUAUACUGUUGUUGGCUGCAUUGGCUGAAAGGUUCCUUUCACGAAAAGAGAAAUGGCUGAUGUAGAUAAGGAUUUACGGAUCAUCCUGCUGGGAAAGACUGGAUCAGGGAAGAGUUCAGCAGGAAACAUCAUCCUGGGAGAAAAGAAAUUCCGUGCAAGUUUCUCUUUUGAAUCUGUGACCAGAAACUGUGAGAAGCGUGAAGUCACAGUGUUGGGGAGGAAGAUCUCAGUCAUCGACACUCCAGGACUGUUCGAUACGUCUCUGAGUGAAAAAGAUCUGAAAGCUAAAAUAAAGAAUUGUGUGCAGCUGGCUGUUCCUGGUCCUCACGCGUUCCUGCUGGUGAUCAGACUGGAUGCCAGAUUCACUGCAGAGGAGAGAAACACUGUGAAGUGGAUUCAAGAGAACUUUGGAGAAGAUGCUUUAAAACACACUAUUGUUCUGUUCACUCAUGCAGACCAGCUGGUCAUGCCUUUAGAUCAGUUUAUUAAAGUAAGUCAGCCGUUGGAUCAUCUUAUUAAAAGUUGUGCGGGUGGAUAUCACUCAUUUAAUAACGUUAAUUCAGAGGAUCGCUUUCAGGCUCAGAAACUCGUUGAAAAAAUCGAUGCUUUGGUCAGGAAAUAUUACACCAAUGAGAUGUUCCAGCAGGCCCAGGAGGAGAUAAAUCAAAAGGAGGAGCGAGAGAAAGAAGAGGAGGAGAGGAGGACUAGAGAGAGGGAGGAACAAAUAAGAGAGGAGGAGAGAAAGAGGACAGAAAGAGAGAAUCAGGAAAUGCAGACCCGGUUAAGAAUGGCAGAGGAGGCGAGGAGGAAGUUAGAGGAGGUGUUAGAGGAGAGAAAUAGAAUUUCUGAGGAAAUAAGAAGGCUACAGGAGCAGCAAAAUAGGACGAGACAAGGUGUGAAUAACAGAAGAUCUGGAGAAAGCAGUGAAGAAAGCAGUGGAACUUGUUGUAGAAAACCAUCAGGAACUGUGAUAGGACUUUUGGUAGGGAUAGCUUUGGCCAUCGUGGUAGCAGGAGUGACAAUACCAGUAGCUAUAGUAUACAAAAUUCAUUUAUUAGCAGAAAUUGCAUUUCCAAUUGCAAUCAUAUUUUUACCCCUUAUUGGUUCUCUGAUUGGUUGGAAAUGUAAAAGAAUGAAACAGCCAAGAGAGGGGGAAAGACAACAUUUAAUAAAUUAAUCAUAAAUCAAUAAACACCCAAAACAACAUCAGGACCAUCCCAGAAUUCGCUUCAAAUAUGUAGUAAAUGCACACUCUUGUGGGGACAUUGGGUGGUUAUAUAUAUAUAUAUAUAUAUAGAUAUAU